Seminavis robusta is the source of this 962-nucleotide messenger RNA. Lineage: Eukaryota; Bacillariophyta; Bacillariophyceae; Naviculales; Naviculaceae. The record is from the annotation of a GenBank genome assembly.
CGGGGCUCUCGGAACCAUCAAUGAUUUCUGCUCGCUGAACUUGCGACAGUGAGAAAACAAAUUGCUGGUUCAGACACAAUUCCGGAAUUCAUUUGCUCAGGACUUUACCAGCAGCAGAGCUCGCUCGAGGAAACAAUCAAGCAAUCAACUAAACGACUAACAUGAGCUUCAAGACAAUCCUUUACGUGUUGGCCUUGUUGGCAUCUGUCAGCAGCACCUCGGCGCAACUUCCCAGUAUUAAUUUUGAUUUCGCCAACGCCACUAGCGGUGUUAUCGAUGAACUUGGCGUUGCAUUGAGCAAUGUUCAGUGUGCCGAAGAUACACGUGCAGAGUCACAGUGCAACAAAGCUCCUUUCUCUGGAACCUACGUCUGUCGUGAAUUCGGAACACUCUUCGGAAGCUCCGUCAAGCGUUCUAUCUGUGCAACAAACAUUGUGCAGGGUCUUACUUUGGGAUUGAGCACGGAUACAUGCGGACCCUGCCCAGAUACAGCGCCACAAGUUUGCCAAUGCGCUUGCGGAGAUAACAAAGUCAUGGUCAAGGGAACCUUCUUCUUUGGUCGCGUCAACCUUAACCGCUGUGUCACCAAUGGAUUGUCACAACACAUGACUGCCUGGGGUGGGGCAGUGUCAUGCGACGAUGGCUGUACCACUGCUGCCGAGGGUAACACUGCUGCCGAGGAAGAACCCUAAAACACUUGGUUCGAAUCUCAACACAACGCUGUGGUGGACCGGAUUGAAAUGGACAAUGAUGUACUGUUGUUGGAGAAAAAGCAUGCAUCAUGGCAAGUGGAUACGGCGAGGAAAGGAUACUCAGAUGGGAUCAUUGUUUGAUCUCAUUUUGACUGAAUGUAAAGAAGAGUCAGCAUAGUCAUAUAAAAUAAGAAACAAGGCGUCUGUUCCAUUAGCUACAUGUAAUCAAUAAGAAACUCCUCCAUGCAUCAAAACAUGCUUCUCUGGCUU